Messenger RNA from Chondrus crispus (carragheen), 162 nucleotides. RefSeq lists its product as hypothetical. The transcript has a single exon. The record is from RefSeq and is a predicted model, not a curated record. Lineage: Eukaryota; Rhodophyta; Florideophyceae; Gigartinales; Gigartinaceae. The coding region runs from base 1 to 162 and encodes 53 amino acids.
AUGCCUAGGAAAGUGGCGGCUUCUUUGGCCGCGUCUAAACGAGGUGGCGUCUUGACGUCAGCAAACCGGGUUAGGGCGGCAAGUGGAACGGUGAUGAGAUCAGAGGCAGCACCCACAGCUAGCGCUAUCAGCACAUCGACUGGGGUUACCUUGAAAGUGUAG